Molecule: messenger RNA, 2450 nt
Organism: Caenorhabditis angaria
Lineage: Eukaryota; Metazoa; Nematoda; Chromadorea; Rhabditida; Rhabditidae
Source: the annotation of a GenBank genome assembly
AUGAAAUUGUGAGUUUUCUUGAAAAUAAUAGCAGGGAAAAUUAUUGAUUUUUUUGCAGUAAGUCCAAGAAGCCGAAGUCUAACACUAAGACCAAAACCAAGACCAAAACUGAUACGAAGUCGAAGUCGAAGACGAAAACGAAGACAAGCAAGACUAAAACCAAGUCCCAAUCAAAAGAUUCGACCAAAAAACCUGGGAAGAAAUUUGGAAAAUUGACUUUUGGGAAACACAAGAAACCUGAAGGGACCAAAUCGAAAACUGCAGAAUCAAAAACACAAUCAAAAGAAUCUGUGAAAAAUCGCAAAUCGAAAGAUCCGAAGAAGAAGCGAAGAUGGGUGAAGUUCAUUCUUCUUGCUCUUGGAGCAUUUGUUAUUUUGGCAACUAUCAUCGCGAUUAUCAUGUUUUUCGUACUUUCUGGAGCAAAUGAAGGUUCGAAAAAAGGCGAUGAAGCUUCGAAAAAUGAGCCAAUAAUUGAAGAAGUUUGCACAACUCAAUCAUGCAAACAAUUAUCGGCGAAAAUGCUGAAAUAUAUGGAUGACAGUGUGAAGCCUUGCGAUGAUUUCUAUAAAUAUACCUGCGGAAAGUAUACAAUAGUUAAAAGCGAACUUUUUGAAAUGGCAGAGGACAAAGAAGUGGAGCUUUUCAAAUAUUUCGAGAAAUACGUGCCGAAAACAAGAUCUGAACGAAUUGCAAAAGUGCUUUUUGACAAGUGUAAACUUCUCAAACCUGGUGAAGAGUAUAAAAAUCUAAACGUGUGGAGUAGAUCAGAUUUGACGGAUGUGUUGAUUGAAAUGGCAAAAUUGUUUCCAAUUCAUACGAGAUUUUUCCAUAAUGCUGUUGUUUCCGAUGAACUUGUUGAUGGGAAAAGAGUUCUUAGACUUGUUGUUCUAAAUGAUCUUUAUCCAACAGCAGUUUCUCAAAGUGCGGAAGUGAGUUUAGCCAACCCCCCCCCUCCUCCUGAAAAUACAUUAUAUUUUCAGCACUUGUAUUAUGCAUAUCGCUCAGUAUUCAUACAGAAUGUGGCAUUGCAAACUGAAAAUUUAGUGACAAAUAAUGGAGAUAGAAAUCAUAUCAAAUUGAAGAAUAUCAAUUUGCAAAAAUAUUUUCUUGGUCUUUUACCCGAAGAAAUACGAGCAUCGAAUCCAGAUUUUCAAGUGACUUAUGACAAAAAUGCAAUGUUGAUAUUGGACAAAGUUGUUGAUAAACUUGAUGGUCAACAAGGUACAAUAAAACAUCUUGCAGCUGUAUAUCAAUCGGAUAUGAGAUCAGUAUUUUACCAUGCAAAUUACUAUGAUACCCCAACUACAAAAAUGAUUGAAUGCUAUGGUGUUGUUAGGAAAAUGUUUCCUGGAACAUUUGGAAUGAUUUAUAUCAAACAAUAUGUGAAACAAGGAAAUGUUGAGAUUGCUGACAAAUUAUUGGAAGAGAUUAAAGAUGUAUUCAAUGAAAUGAUUGAUGAGAAUAGUUGGAUUGAUUCUGGAUUGAAACAGGCGCUGAAAAAGGAAUUGAAAUUGUUGAAAGGUUCGAUUGGAACACCAGAUGAGCAUGAGAAUUCGGCGAAUAUUGAUCGAAUGUACUCGAGAGUUGAGAGAUCGAAAAGGGCGGAAGAUCAGUCGUGUUUUGAAUUGGUGAGAAAUAUAAUGGCGAUGAAUAGCGAGGAGACUUUUGCGCGGGUUUUCAAAAAGGAACAGGUCACAUAUGCGGUGAAUCCAAUGGAAGCGUCACCUAAUUUUAAUGGAGCAUCACAUCGGACUUGUGAGUUGCAAGAGAUUUAAAUCAAAUCUAGUUUACUGACAGCCCAACCUCGAUUAAUUUUUGCAGCUUUCCCGGCGGUUCUGAUGAAUUUCCCAUAUAUCGAUAAAGAUCUACCCGAAUGGAAUAAAGUUGCAUCAAUCGGAUUUCUAAUGGCACACGAAGUUGGACACGCAUUCGAUGCCCAAAGAUUCCCAUUAACCGGUGCAUUAUUGAAUCAUCAGAUGAAUUCGGGAACUCGCGGUGAAUUUGAGAAGCGUGUCAAAUGUAUAGUCGAUAAAUACUCGAAUUAUAAAUUUGAUAAUGGUGUAAAAUCGAAUGGUGCAAGAACAAAAGAUGAAGAUACGGCUGAUAAAAUUGGAUUUGAUCUAUCUUAUCGGCUUUUCAAAAAAUUACGAAAUUAUCAGAGAUUGCCUGGAUUUGAGAAUGUCACCAUUGAACAACAAUAUUUUCAAAGAAUGGCAAUGGUAAGAUUUAGAAUAUUGUAUUGAAAUAAUGUUUUGUUUUUUUUUUAGGAUUGGUGCAGAAAAAUGCCAUUGCCAACGGAGGUUCGUGAUUUUUAUAUCAACAAGGAUGAUCAUACUGCAGAUAUGUUUAGAGUUAAUGGAAUUAUGUCGAAUUCGGAAGCGUUUGCCAAAGCUUAUGGUUGUCCAGUGAAUUCAAAGAUGAAUCCGACGCAGAAAUGUCCGAUGUUUUGA